CCCACCCGUCCCUCCUGCCUUCCCCUCCUCUCGGAUACUACUGCUCUCUCCGUUCCUGUUAUCUCUGUGUAUCCCCCUACCCGCUGGGACUAAGCCGGAUUGCAUCUGCGGGAAUCUUUUGAUAUCGGCUCCUGGUGUCGUCUAAUUCAUUCCGUGGUGGACCAGGCAGCCAGAAGACCAUUCUCCAUGAGGAGCAGUGGAAGAUGCCGGCUCUGCCAGCGCUGCUGCUGUCGAUUUACUUCCUUAUCCUGUUGCUGACCAUGGCCCCGCUCUCUUUCACCCAGGCUCCUGCGCUCUCCUCCGUCAGAAUGGCGGCCAUUUUGGACGACCAGGCAGUGUGUGGGAGGGGGGAAAGGCUGGCGCUGGCUCUGGCCAGGGAGAACAUUAACAGUCUGUUUGAAGGCCCUUCCAGAGCCCGUGUUGAGGUGGACAUCUUUGAGCUGCAGAAGGACUCCCAGUACGAGACCACCGAUACCAUGUGUCAGAUAUUACCGAAAGGGGUGGUAGCUGUGAUUGGCCCCGCCUCCAGUCCCGCCUCAGGCUCAACUGUCAGUCACAUUUGUGGGGAGAAAGAGAUCCCUCAUGUGAAAAUAGGCCCAGAAGAGACACCCAAACUCCCAUACCUCCGCUUCGCCUCGGUCAGCCUGUACCCCAGCAACGAGGACCUGAGCCUGGCAAUAGGGGCCAUCCUCCGCUCAUUCAGCUACCCCACCACCAGCCUCAUCUGUGCCAAGGCAGAGUGUUUACUACGACUGGAGGAGCUGGUGCGACGCUUUCUCAUCUCCCGGGAAACGCUGUCCGUUAGGAUGCUGGACGAAAGCUUGGAUCCCACCCCUCUGCUAAAGGAGAUCAGAGACGACAAAGUGGCCACCAUCAUCAUCGAUGCCAACGCCUCAAUCUCCUAUAUCAUACUCCGAAAGGCUUCGGAGCUGGGGAUGACAUCAGCGUUUUACAAGUACAUACUCACCACCAUGGACUUUCCUCUGCUCCGAUUGGACAACGUGGUGGAUGACCAGUCAAACAUCGUGGGUUUCUCCAUGCUUAACAGCAGCCAUCCCUUUUACCUAGAGUUCAUCAGGAGUCUUAACCUGUCCUGGAGGGAGGGUUGUGACCUCAGCCCAUACCCCGGCCCUGCGCUGUCGUCGGCGCUCAUGUUUGAUGCGGUGCACGUGGUGGUGGGGGCGGUCCGGGAGCUGAACAGGAGUCAGGAGAUCGGAGUGAAGCCGCUGAGCUGCACCUCUCCUCAGAUUUGGCAGCACGGAACCAGCCUGAUGAAUUACCUGCGCAUGGUGGAGUAUGACGGAUUGACCGGCAGAGUAGAGUUCAACAGCAAAGGUCAGAGGACAAACUACACCCUAAGGAUCCUAGAGAAGCACCGUGGAGGUCAUAAAGAGAUUGGGAUCUGGUACUCUAAUAACACGUUGGCGAUGAACUCCACCUCUCUGGACAUCAACAUGUCGGAGACGCUGGCGAACAAGACACUCAUCGUGACCACAAUAUUGGAGAACCCGUACGUGAUGCGCAAGUCCAACUACCAGGAGUACCAGGGAAACGACCGCUACGAGGGCUUCUGCGUGGACAUGCUCAGAGAGCUGGCGGACAUGCUCAAGUUCUCCUUCCGGAUCAAGCUUGUGGACGACGGGCUGUACGGGGCACCCGAGCCAAAUGGCUCCUGGACCGGCAUGGUGGGAGAGCUCAUCAACAGAAAAGCAGACUUGGCGGUAGCCGGCUUCACCAUCACCUCAGAGAGAGAGAAGGUCAUAGAUUUCUCCAAACCUUUCAUGUCUCUGGGCAUCAGCAUCCUGUACAGAGUCCAUUUGGGACGGAAACCUGGCUAUUUCUCCUUUCUGGACCCAUUCUCUCCGGCCGUGUGGCUCUUUAUGCUGCUGGCUUACCUGGCUGUCAGUUGCGUACUCUUCCUUGCUGCCAGGUUGAGUCCGUACGAGUGGUACAACCCGCACCCGUGUUUGAUGGGGCGCAAGGACAUGCUGGAGAACCAGUACACCCUGGGCAACAGUCUGUGGUUCCCGGUGGGGGGCUUCAUGCAGCAGGGCUCGGAGAUCAUGCCCCGCGCCCUGUCAACACGCUGCGUCUCCGGGGUCUGGUGGGCCUUUACUCUGAUCAUCAUCUCGUCGUACACGGCCAACCUGGCAGCCUUCCUUACAGUUCAGAGGAUGGAGGUGCCCAUCGAGUCCCCUGACGACCUGGCCGACCAGACCAACAUCCAGUACGGGACUAUCCAAGGAGGCUCCACCAUGACCUUCUUCAUGAACUCUCGCUACCAGACCUACCAGCGCAUGUGGAACUACAUGCACUCCAAGCAGCCCAGUGUGUUCGUGAAGAGCACCGAGGAGGGCAUCGCCCGGGUGGUCAACUCCAAGUACGCCUUUCUCCUGGAGAGCACCAUGAACGAGUACCACCGCCGGCUCAACUGCAACCUCACCCAGAUCGGGGGCCUGCUGGACACCAAGGGCUACGGCAUCGGCAUGCCUCUGGGCUCACCGUAUAAAGAGGAGAUUACACUGGGGGUCUUACAGUUGGCAGAGAACAACAGGCUGGAGAUCCUGAAAAGGAGGUGGUGGGAGGGGGGGCAGUGCCCUAAAGAGGAGGACCACCGAGCCAAAGGUCUGGGCAUGGAGAACAUCGGAGGUAUCUUCGUGGUCUUGAUCUGCGGCCUCAUCAUAGCCGUAUUUGUGGCCAUCAUGGAGUUUUUAUGGUCCACCCGCCGCUCCCCGGAGACAGAAGAGGUGUCCGUGUGUCAGGAGAUGCUAACCGAGUUCCGCAACGCCAUCUCCUGUAAGAAGAGCUCGCGCUCACGACGGCGGAGGCCCUUGUCCAGUACCGGCGGUGUGCUGCGCCACCCCACCCGUCUUCAGCUGGGUGCCCCGAGACCGAUCCGUCUGGUCCGUGAAAUGCGCCUCAGCAACGGCAAGCUCUACAGCGGCACUGGGCCGCUCACGGGUGGAGGCGGAGCAGCGGGAGGGGUAUGCAGGUCCUCAGGCGGGGGCCCCUCAGACAUGGGCCCGGGGCCACAGCGCCUCCUGGAAGACCCGCUGGGGGCCAACACAACGCCGCCCCCUCCUCCAACCUCCGCCGGCGCCGCAGCGCCGCCGUCCCGGAGCUGUGCCCACGUACGGAUCUGCCAGGAGUGCCGGCGGAUACAGAGCCUGAGGUCGGGGUCAUCGCGCAUGCCCCACCAUCUCGGCCCCCACUCCUCCCUGUCCCUGCCUCGCCUCCCGCCGCCCCCGCCCCCCUCCUCCACCAACACUGACAGCGAGGGGGGCGGCUGCGGUUCGGCCAGUCCCAGGCGGCCGAAGCCCACGCCCCCUCCGCGGCCCUUGCCUCCGGCCAAGACGUCCACCGCGGACCUGCUGCUAUUGAAACAAGACUGAAGAUGGAUGGAGGGGUCGGACAUGUGGGGGUAAGAACCAGGUCAGUCAAAUGCCGGAGCUUUGGCAGAAAAAGGCGUUGGAUCAGGGGCUGUGAGAUUGUAGUAUACUGACACAGCCGGAGCGAACCAUUACGAUCCAGAAGUGGUGGCGAGGGGUUAUACCAACCCAGUCAAGGCAUUUCUGCUAAACCAGGAGUCCUGCUAAACCAGGAGACUGGUUGAACCAAGUGACUGACUAAAGCUAAGGACUAACUAAUAUAUCUGACUGUUUAAAAUAAGUUACCGUGGACUACAUGGUGCGUCCAGACACUGACAGACACCCGGAUCACCCUUAAUGUUGCUCCCCAGCUAAGCUCCUCUGCCGCAGCAACAACACUGUGGAGAGGGAUGGCAUGUUAAACCAGCCCAUGGUUUCCACUUUAAUGUGCUAUGCAACAGGCUGUUUAUACAGGGGAAAAGGACUUCUAACCGCCCAUGACCUUUAGCCUCUGGGGCAUUGACAAACCAUAUGAGGAAUGUUCCACAGUAGGCAUCCACUGUAGGACCCGAAGGUAUGUUCUAGCGGUCAACACUGGGAUUUUACUCAGAGUAACCUGGAUCUGAUGAGAGGACAUAUCUCUCAAGCCAGGGAGCGGUUCAGAGGACUGUUGUUCACACACGCACGCACACACACAGUAACUCUUUGGCUAAGAGUAGAUGCUUCUCACCAGAAGAUGCAUCUUUCCUUCCCCAAAUCUGCUACAACAGCUCAAACAGUGGAAUUCUGUAAAAGUAGAGGAUGAAAAAGAAAAUAUUGCGUGUUCUCUGUGUGCUUCCUCUACGAUUCCUACUCAUUUCUUUUCUUUCUUUCUUACAUAAAAUAUUUUUACUGUCAUCAUUGGCUUCUUGGUCACUGCGUAGCUACUGACUUGUUUUUGGUUCAUCUUUAUAAGAUACUGGAGAAGCUUGUGCAGAUCAUGACUAUUCAUGCAUAAAAGAGGUCUCUUCCCAGCCAGUCAGAAGCCCCUGAACAAAGGGCGUAGGUCAUUAGUCUACAGAGGCCGUCCCCGAAACAGAUACUGACAGUAGGCCCAGAUCAAAUGACUCAAUGUUACAGUCCAUGUUGGCUUGUCACUAUAGCAGUGUGGUUGCUUUCCACUGAUCAACGGCCCAGUUUUGCCACAUACUUUUAACGACAGAGUUAGUGCGCCCUUAUCAAAUCGCUGGACAACAGAGCUAAAACUCACACCAGAAGGAUACAUGUUGAAUCUUUCAGACAGAUCAGGGUUCAAGAAACUGGCUUUAAAUGAAUAAGCGGAAACACGAGUGGAUACUCCAAAAUAAUGACUAUGGUUAUAAAAACAGGAGACAUUCACAGUCCUUUCCUGGUAGGAUUUGUUGUGAAAGAUGGUGGGUUAUCUGUGACAAAACUGUGUGUGUGUGUGUGUGGUUGGGGGGAGGGGUUUGCGGGGCAGUUUGGUGAGUGGUCUGUCUGCCUGUCUGCAUUUCAUGGAACGGAUGUCUUCAUUUUGUCACAUUCUGUUCUUCUUUUCUUUCUUCCUUUCUCUCGGGUUUCUAUACCGGUCCUUGAUGGAUUAUUAAGAAAAUGGAGAUACAUGGAUAUUAAUCUAAUUAUAUUGUUAUUAUUAUUACUAUUCAAGUGUUGGUUACUGUAGGAGGGUCGCGACCCUCUCAUGUUAAAUAUAUAGACACCCAGAGGUAUUUGGAAUAAAAAACACUAUACAAACGUCUGAAUCCGGUGUCUUGGCAUAUGUCCCUGAUUGUGUGUGCAUAAACGUCUUAUAAAGUCCUCUGUUUGCAGCUGUUAUAUGGCAGUACAUGCGGCGAUGGUGGUCUGUCAUACAGGAAGUCGCUUAUUGCUCUGGCACAUUUAGUAAAUAGGGCAAGACAAUAUGCAAGUAGAAUACAGUGAUUCAGUCGAUGAAAGCAACAAGUAAAAAUGCAUUUCUCACCUAACGGAUUCCAAAUGUCUGCGAUGGAUUCGUUUCAUUGGAGCUCCCUCGUGCUUGUUAUGUUGACUGUUGGAUGCAGCAACGGCCAGAAUCAACCGUGUCUGGUGGAGGAAGUAGUGGGAAACUACGUCAGGUUUGAAACCAACCUCGACCCCUCACAUGUGGCCAACUUUGCCACUUUAACGUGGCUUUUCAAUGGACUGGUGCCAAUUGUUACAUCUGUGUCCACUAACGUGAACAUUGAACGCGGCUAUGAAGGAAGAGUGUCACUGAAUUCAUCCACCUUUGCCCUGACGCUUGGACCUUUGACGAAGGAAGACAGUGGGGAUUAUUCUGUUUCCAUUAUCAGUCAAUCUGGGGUUUACUUGACCGAAAGCUUUUCGCUCAGAGUUGUAGGUGAGCAUUCUCUUUACCCGAGUAAUGAUUUCAUUGCAAGUGCGUGUCCCAAUUCAAUUCUUACCCUUCAUAUCACUUCUCAGAUUAACUAAGUUCUACCUCUCCUCAUCUCCCUUUAGAAAAUUUCUCCAACCAGGUGGUCUGUUCAAGCUGCCCAUUUUGGCUUUUGACUCUCUCUCUCUUUUUCACUUGGAUCUAAGGGCAGGACUUCACCUGUCCUAAAAGCCUCCGAGAGGUUCUGUGUGCCAUCAACUUCACACACACAAGCAUUCACUCACAACCAACACGCAUGCGUGCGCACACACACACAGACACAAAGAAAAUAUCACAAAAUGCGUGUACUACCGUGUUAAUUAAAGUAAUUGUUCAUG
This is a messenger RNA of Esox lucius (northern pike), 6110 nucleotides long. Its product is annotated as glutamate receptor ionotropic, kainate 5. The coding region runs from base 204 to 3392 and encodes 1062 amino acids. Gene Ontology annotation, molecular function: kainate selective glutamate receptor activity; transmitter-gated monoatomic ion channel activity involved in regulation of postsynaptic membrane potential. The transcript is spliced from 21 exons. Gene Ontology annotation, biological process: synaptic transmission, glutamatergic; modulation of chemical synaptic transmission; monoatomic ion transport. Lineage: Eukaryota; Metazoa; Chordata; Actinopteri; Esociformes; Esocidae. Gene Ontology annotation, cellular component: presynaptic membrane; plasma membrane; postsynaptic membrane. The record is from RefSeq and is a predicted model, not a curated record.